Molecule: messenger RNA, 6781 nt
Organism: Mizuhopecten yessoensis (Yesso scallop)
Lineage: Eukaryota; Metazoa; Mollusca; Bivalvia; Pectinida; Pectinidae
Exons: 20
Coding region: 124-3537 (1137 amino acids)
Molecular function (GO): protein binding
Source: RefSeq, a predicted model, not a curated record
ACAGUAACCAACUUGUUUACAAAUGGCUGUGGAUAUUGGCUCUAUGUUCCCCAAAUCAAAAAUGGAGGAGGCCAUAUAAGCAAUACAGUUCUUAAACUAAGCACACAUCACUUAUGAGUUGUAAUGGCUGCCUCUAAACAGGUGGACACUACAGACCAGCAGGAGACACCCCUACCCCUGGGCUGGCGAAAGGCUAAAGCUGUCACACCCGACCGUAGGGCUCGAUUCUACUUUGUCAACCACAAUGACUGCUAUACUACUUGGAGUGAUCCCAGGAUUUAUGACUCAGAACCAGUCCAGCAAGAGCAGUCUGUACUGGAAUACAUAAUAAGAGCGUAUGACUUUCUCAAUGCUAAACAUGGUGACAGAGACCGUCAGCGCCAAGAAUUUGAGAAUAACUGCAGGCAUUAUACUCAAGUGGGGAAUGAGGAAAGCAUUCAAGCUUGUCUUAACGCCUUGCAGGAACAGAUUUGUGUCAAGAAUUUCCCCCCACCACAUUCAGUACCGGACGAGAUGGUUGCCAAUACGUUUAAACAACUUCAAAGUGUGAUACAAGUGUGUAUACGAGAGGGACGGGUCACACAGGAAACCUGUCAGGACUUGUUGUUUGAAUUCCUCCUGAGUUUGUUACGGUACGGACCGGGAUCGUCUGCCUCUUACUUCAUUGGUGCAAGAUUGAUCAGAACGGAAAACAUGGAGGAGUACUUUGAGGCUUUGAACAGAGAAGGACUUACCAGAAUGAUUGACAGUUUGAAGGAGUGGCAUUAUGUACAUGAGGAUCCUAAGAAAUUUGUGGCCGAAUCACAUUCUUACUACUGGGGAGACUGUAUCAUCAAACUCAUCAAAAUCAUCCUUGGUAACUACAAAAGUGACAAAGUUUAUGACCCAGAGAUUCAUCAACAGUUUCUGGAUCUGUACCUGUUCUACUUCACAAAAAUCAAUGAGGUACCAGAUGAUUUUGUCUCCCAUUUACAGUAUGCAAUGAAGAGGAUAGCGACAGCUUACCCUGGCAAACAUAAUGAGAACCCAUAUCAAGUUCUUCAAAAGCCAGACAUUCUCCAGAGACAUUGGCAAACUGUAGGAGCCACAAUUAGCAGCAACACAUUUCGAGAAAAACAUAUUGAUAUAUCUAGGGACAUUGUCAAUAAAAUGGUUGACUGUAUUAUAAAUAAAAGGUGGACAGUUGAUUUAUUGGAUGACAUCAUAGACCUUAUGAAGGGAUACUUUCUUACUGAUCAUGGUCACAUGCAUAAAGUGUUAUCAAGGAUUUUACAUCUUUUGAAAGAAACAACAGAGAAGACCUAUGAUGAAAACCCUCAGAUCAUGAAGAAAAUGCUUGCAAUGUUCCAAGAAGUCUUGCAGAAGAAACCUGAACAUAUGUCGUGGGCAUACGAUUAUGUCACUGUCUUGAGUGACAAGUCCAGUGCAAGGAAGGGAACAGAACAGGUAUGGUUUCCACUCAUAAAAGUACUGAUGAGAACGAUGCACAGGGAAGGAGUGUACUGGUGCUAUGAUACAAUCAGUCGGCUUAAAUUUAAGAAGAUUUGGAAUUGGAAACAAAAUUACCACGAGGCCCUAGAUAUCAUUGAGUCUAUAGGAGAGGCACAUCUACACUUGAACGGAGAUGACAAAGACGAAAGAUUUUUAAAAUACUGCGGGAAUACAAUCAGCACACUUCUGGAUCAGUUCAAGAUUGCAAACAUUCCAGAGAAGCUGAAUGGACGCGUAGCUGAAUUGGCCAUGACCUUUAUGGAGAAAAGGUCAAAACAACUGAGUACGUUUGUUGAAAUAUUUAUCAGAGAUAUCACACUAGAGGGAAACCAGGAUGUGAUUCCUGGCCUGAUGAAGAGAUUUGCAGUACUCUUCUAUGACAGAGACUACAUGUACAUGUUGGAUGAUUAUAACAAAUCUUUGAUUGGAUGCAGCUUCAUGGGGACUGCCAUCAACGCUUACAGCACUGGAAAAGAUAUACCAGAUGAAGUCAACAAGACGUUGGUAGAGAUGUUUUUGUGGGUGAUGCAGACAGAGGAUUUGAAGUACAGGGGUUACAAACGUAUCAACAGAACUAUGUAUGGCCGUACAGCCAUUGAUUUCUUGUUGAUGUUUACGACAAAACAUAGUGGGGGACACACGUCUGACGUAUUAUUGCCACUGAUGCCGGCCCUAGUGAAACAAAUGAAACACCAGGAGAAAGAGCUUGUGGAGAUGAGUCAGUACAUUGUCUGUAUGAUAAGCACAAAUGACUACAAAUUACUGGAGGGACAUCUGGAGGCUCUCGUCGAGUGGUACAAAGAAACACAAUCCGAUACUGCAUUGAGAGCACUAUGGAAGCCCCUCGAGGAAAGUGAUGGUUUUACAACUCCAGAUUUUUAUGUGGUUAUGAAAUCUAUAGCGGAGGACACUAGCAGUUCCAAAGCCUAUUUACACGGAAUGCUGUUAAAGUUAAUGGCUGAAAGACAAGCUGAGCUGUUCACUCAGGAACAUGUUGACAUGAUGAUUAGGAGGUUUCUAGACGAGAAGCAAUCACAAGGCAGUGUUUUAAUGGCUCUUGGUGAAAUAAUAGCCAUUAAACCCGAGAUAUUUGGAGACAACAUGAUCAAACACCUCUUACAGAAUCCAAACUUAGAUGUCGUGAAUGCUUUUUCGGUCCACGUGAUAGCUGUCAACUUGGGAUUGAAGAAAAAGGAUUUAGUCAACACCAUUUUUGAAGAGCUUCUUGCCCUGGCAAAAUGUUGGUAUAAUCCAAAUCAUCAGAUUUAUCUGUUAGACUCUGUCCGCAUUCUAGGGUCUAAAUAUGGUGUAGAAACACUUAGACCUCAUCGAAAAUUCUUUGAAGAGUUGCAGAAAUAUGGAAUGACUUCCCCUAUCAAAGAUACGUCAGCUGCUAUUGUAAACGCAAUGGAUGGAAUCAGUAUGGAGGGUGUCAUCACAGAUGUUAUACAAACAAAGAGGAAGGCCAAAGUCCUUGAUGAGAAAGUCAAAAAGGCAGAAACAGAAGUUAGUGGAAUGAAAACAACAGUUGUUAAACAAAGCAAAGACAUCAAAGCUGCUGAGACUGGGCUUAAAACCAUUGAAAAAAGGGUAGAUGUUCAAGAGGAAAAAAAACCGGAUUAUGCAGAUAUUGCAAGGACACCAGAGGGAAAAGAAGAAGCACACCAACUGGAAGAAACACAAGCUUGUACUCAAAAGGUGUCGCUACCUAAAUCUGCGGAGAAAAAUAAAGAUGAACAAGCAAAAUGUCUAGAAGACGAUGAAGAAGAAGAAGAUGAUAAAAAUGAAGAAGAAGGAAAAGAACCAGAGGAAGAGUUACCACCAUCGUACGAUUCGUUGUUUUCACAAGCUUCAAGUACACAAACUACAACAAAAAUGAAACCUUCACCCAAGUCUGCGCCUCAAUCAAGAGAGAAAUCUUCACAACCUCCACCACCACCAUAUCCGUACCGCCAUCUAUAUGUAGAUACUCCAUCACAGCCUACCACAGAACCAGAACCAGAACCAGAAAACAAAAAAAAAUCAUCCGCAUGUGUAAUUGCUUGAGGCCUUUGUUGCUGGAUAUAGAGGAUAAUUGAACAUAUUUCUAUUUGGAAAAAGUUUUAACCUCGCUAAACCUUCCCACGGAAAAUGUUAAAUUGUGUCGGUGUUAGAAACAGAGUCUUAAUAUAGUUUGGAUUUUUAAUGCAUAUUUUGGUGAAUUGUUCAACAACUUGUUUGUCUACAUAUCGUCUGCUACAUGUUUGUAAAUACUACCAGAAAGAACUGGAGCAUACUGUAUACCAGGACAUUUUCGCUGCAGUAUAAUUUUUCACCCUUCGUUAUGGGUUCGAAUUUAUCAAUACAGUGAAUUACAGUAAACAGCAUAAUAAAAAUAGUAUUAGUGAAAUUAGUGAAAUUGACACUGGGCGAAAAUUGAUAUGGGCGAUCUGUCAUUAACAAUGAGCAAACAAAUAUGGAUCUUCCCUGUUAAUAUCAACUACAGUAUAUCUAGUUUCAAUCUACUGUAUCUUGGAUGUGUGUAAACAAGAAUUCAACGACAGAGUGUUAAGUUUAAUUUAAUAUUACACGUUUAGAGUCAUGUAUGUUUCUAUAAGCUAGUUGUUGCACUUUGUUUACCUUUGUGGAACGCCUGGCUAUUUGUGGAGGGGGAUGAUACAUGAUGUCAUUGCUCUUUAUUUUGAUGACUUCUUAGUUCGUCUAUUUGUCCAUAGUUUUUGCGUUGUGUGUUGACGUAGUGGUACAUAUUUUUCUUUUACUUUCUUCAAGAAAGUGUUCAUAACUCCGUCGUUUUGUACGCAUCCGUGUAAUAUCCCCAUCUAUCAUUGCCUUGUAUCAAAUCCUUUGUAUGCUUCUAUUUAUUUUGUUUACUUAAUAAUUGUUUAUAAAAUUAACAUGCAGUUUAUAAAAUUAACAUGCAAUUUGAGCUCAAAGUGAUUAUACAAAUGCUGUAUAAUUUGUGUGUACACUAUAUAAAAGAAAUGUGAUCUUUUUUACAUUUUUUGUACUUUUUUCUUCUGUUAACUGUUUGUUUGUUUUCACAAAACCCUGGUGUUCAUUUUGCUUCGCGAGGUAGGUCUGGAGUAGUAGGUGAAAUACCUUCGGAAAGUAGCCCCUGUCUUAAAAAUAAUUUAUCUUUUCGUAUAAUUUUAAAGCCUUUUUUUUCAGAUUUUAGAAUUGAUAUAUGUAAGUCGUUUUUAUGAUAUCAUUAUGUUCGAUCAUAUCUUAAAUGUGAGUUUUUUUAAUCAAAUAUGAAAUAUGGCUGCUAGAGUGUCGUAUAAUGUGAUGAUAUUUAUCGUAUUUAUAUCAAUUAAUAUAUCAAUAUAUUUGAUGAAUUUACACCUUGAAAUGAAUUAUUUUCGAUAGCUAUUAAUGUUUUGCAAUUUUUCACAAACUUGUAUUUAGAGAUAUAUUCAGUACUGACUUGAUUCCAGCAAAGUGCUAAAUCGUCAUUCAGGCAGGAUCCUAGUUUGUUGUCAAUACACGAUUUGACCUCGAUUUACAUCGCAGGUGUACAUGUUGUCGAUGAAGAAGUAGAAUAUGGUUACACUUCCAAAACACCGAGCCUUAUUAUAUUGUUUUUAAUUUUGAGUUCGAAUUAUGGUUUUGUUGACACCUCUGUAUCCUCUUGUUAUUUUUGUCCAUUUCUUAAAUGACCUCCAUGUAUUAUAUAUUUUAUUUUCUUGAAAUCUAUUUCCAAUUAAGGAGAUCAAAUGGUUGAGUAUCGUAAAACAAUUAUCAAAGAUAUUUUUCGUGAUAAUUAUUAAUUGAUUGAGUUGUUCUGUUCAGAAAGUACUCUGUCUUUCGCUUGAUAUAACUAUUUUCGAGUAAUUUACAUUUGAGCUAGCUUGUGGUUUCAAAACUACAACGUAAUAUAUACGUGUUGAAUAAGCCGCGAAUCGAAAACCCCACCAAUAAGUACAGGGAGGUUUGUUCCUGAGGUUAAGUUUUUAUCAAUAUUACACAUGAUAAUAUCUGUUUUAUCAUUUUAUUAUAAAUGCAAUGUGAUUCUUUAUCGUGAGACAAGAUCAUUAUUGCUUCGUUCUCAAAUAUUUAUGUAUAGCGGUUUUUUGACCCAGACAGUAGUAAUACUUUGGUACUGAUAUUAAUACUUAGGAGUAUAAUUCAACAUAGUUUUUCUAAGGAUUGUCAUUAUGUGUUAUUUUUAUAUAAUUACAUAUUUUUAAAAAAUCAGAUCUACAUUUACAAAACGUUAGAAAUUGUAUACUUUCGUGCCAUAAUAUAUAUUUAUUAUAUUUCUUUUUGACAUUCUAAUGCAUUUUUUGUGUUAUACACAUGCAUUUUACAUUCCGUACGGUAUCGCAAGCUAAGUGAUAAUGAACAGAUGAUGAAACAUGUAUAUAUGAUUUAUCGACAAUGUUGUCUUGUCAUUAUAUUUUUUAUCAACAAUGUUGCCUUGUGUCAUGAUAAGGUAAAGGAUACCAGAAAUUUAAACUUUAUUAUUACCAUUUUCACUAUCAUGAAAAAUUUGUUCAGGUGCUUUUUAAAAGUAGCAUUCCUUAAAAAUCGCACUUUGCCAUGCAUUUUACAAACUUAUAGUUGUCCAAAGUUUGAAUGUUUGAAACUACAGGGUCAUACCCGGUACGUUGCCAUUGUAAACCCUAUACUUUAUCUAUUCUGCCAUCCAGGAUUUUUUCUUGCACUGCUUCAAAAUGAGUAUCCCAUUAAUAAACCGCAUAUUCUAGGGCAAUAAGCCAGAAAAAAAAUGUAUGAGAGGAACUCUUCUUCGCGAUGAAAACUGAUGCAUUGGUACCCUUUACCUUAUCAUAUAGUGAAAUUAACGUACAACGCUGUUUACCUCUCACAGAAUUCAUGGCAUGAAACUGUUAAAACAAGUUGUGGAUGUACCGUAGAUAUUUCCUCACUAUUCAUGGUGUAUGUGAAAUAUUUGUUCUUAUCACACGUUAACUGCUGGAUUUGUUGAAAUUUACUUCAUUAUCAGUGACAGUUGUGGGACAUACACCAAGUGCAUGUAGUGAACAGAUUUUUUUUCUAACGCGAUUCAUGGAAUGACAUGAAUGUUAAAAAAAGAUUCAUUCCUUAAAUAUAUCAGGAAUUAAUACAAUUAUAUUUUUCGAAAGGAGGAGUGCCAAUUAAGGCCUUCUGGGGGCUAUCUUUAACUUUAAAAAAAAAUACGUGAAGUUUCGUAAAAAAAAUGUCUAUUUGUGAUUUUGGUCCCCCACUUUACCCCCUCAUAUCUUGGAAUGGUCUCCAAGCUGACCUUAAUUGCAUGUCAUAUCAUGAUGGCAUAACCGCGAGGUAUCUACAU